Symbiodinium necroappetens is the source of this 585-nucleotide messenger RNA. Lineage: Eukaryota; Dinophyceae; Suessiales; Symbiodiniaceae. The record is from the annotation of a GenBank genome assembly.
AUGGUGCAGCAGGGAAUUAUCACGUGCUAUUUUCCCUGCCCAAGUCCCGUUAAGAUUCAGGAAAUCCACAAUGCAGGCCUCACCUACCAGAACUGGUUUAACCCAUCCUUUGGUACCACGAGCAUCAAGAUUCGACCCUACUUCGGUGAAACAAUUGCCUUCUACUUCAAGUUCGUGGCGCACCUUGCGCAGUCCAUGUUGGUUCCUGGCUUUGCCGGCGUGGUUUUCUUCAUCCUGAGAAUGGCUGGGGUGAUCCAGCAAAAGGAAGUUGGAGCGGUGAGGACAGGAUUCUGUCUGCUCUUCUCCAUUUGGGCCGCAACCCUCCUCCAACUCUUCGCAAGGCACACCUCCCGGACCAAGCAAUUCUGGGGUGUGGAGGAGAGCGAAACUUUUGAGCAGAUAAACAAAGACUGGGAUCCCAAGAGAACCGGCGAGAGAGCCAAAAUGGUGGUCAACUUUGCCACGGUGGGGUACAUUGCGGCGUACGUGGGUGGCAUCACCGCGCUCCUGACCUGGCAGUACAACCUUCCGACCGACUCAUGGCUCUCCAGCGUCUCCUCGCUGUUGCUGACUUUGGUUAUCAAG